AUGUCUUCAAAGAAAGGAUCCAGUUCAAGUAACAAUAGCCCUCCAUCCCCACCUCCUUCUCGAUUCGACCCAGUGAUGUUCCAGUUGGCUAUUUCGGCCGCAGUGACUGCCGCAUUGACAUAUUUCUGCCCUGAUAGGUUCGGUGUACCAAGAAUUCAAGCUACCACUACUCCUGUUGCUGUGCCUACAGCUCCAACACCUACCACUGGGUAUGCUGGUAAUCUCCCUUGGUGCAACAGGUGUAGUUAUCACCAUCGUAUUCCUGGCCCAUGCCGUGAGAUGAUCUGCAUCAACUGUGGCAAGAAGGGACACCUUACUCGAAGCUGCAGAGCACCGGUUCAGUUAAUUGGUCAAGCUUUCGGAUCAAGUACUUUUCGAGCCUGCUAUGGUUGUGGAGAGAUCGGGCAUUUCAAGCGAAACUACCCAAAAACAGCAACCACUAACAACGUCAACAACGCAAAAAUGGUUUUAGUUGUGAAGCAAGAGGAGACAGCCGCUGAUCCCACCACCGCCGCAGUCCUCAUCUAA
Molecule: messenger RNA, 528 nt
Organism: Lactuca sativa (garden lettuce)
Lineage: Eukaryota; Viridiplantae; Streptophyta; Magnoliopsida; Asterales; Asteraceae
Source: RefSeq, a predicted model, not a curated record